GUUAAAAUCGUCGAACUUCGAUGCAUAAAUAUCUUCUUCAGAGGAGGCUCUGUAGCAGAAGGAUAACUGCCGGAGGCACCGUUUUCUUAUCCAUUCCCGCCCGCUUCUUCUUCUUCUUUAACCUCGCCUCUGAAACCCCAUCUACAGAAAAGGAUGCAGACCUCAUUCUGCUCCGCAUCUUCUUCUUCUUCCCUUGCCAUUUUGAAGCUCAACCAAAACCCUCUUCUGGGCCAUCUUGUUUCUACACCGCGUUUCUCCCUCAAAAGAAGACCCGCUUUGACCACUCGAGCACUUCUAUCAGCUCAUAGAGAAUCAGUUCUGAAGGAUUUUCAUGAGCGACGAGCUCUCAAGAUUAUUUCAGGUCUGCAGAACUUGGACAGGGAAAAUGUGGCUUCUGUAGUCACUGCAGCAGACAAGGGGGGAGCUACUCAUGUCGAUAUAGCUUGCGAUGCAGAGUUAGUGAAGCUUGCAAUUAGCUUAACUUCUCUUCCAGUUUGUGUUUCAUCUGUGGAUCCAGCAGAAUUCUUACCUGCUGUUGAAGCUGGAGCAUUAAUGGUAGAAAUUGGAAACUAUGAUUCAUUUUACGAGGCGGGAAUAGUUUUCUCUGCAGAUCAGAUAUUAAAUUUAACAAAAGAGACUAGGAGGUUACUACCGUCUGUGGCCUUAUCAGUCACCGUGCCCCACACACUUGGACUUCCUGAUCAGGUCAAGCUGGCAGAGUUGCUGGAACAGGAAGGUGUUGACAUUAUACAAACUGAAGGAGGAAAAUGUUCUCAUCCUUCAAAAUCUGGCAUUCUCGGCUUGAUCGAGAAGGCAGCGCCCACACUAGCAGCUGCAUAUUCAAUCUCGAGGGCUGUUAAGAUUCCCGUCAUGUGUUCGUCUGGAUUAAGUGCUGUCACAGCACCAAUGGCUAUCACUGCUGGAGCUGCAGGCGUGGGUGUGGGAUCGGCAGUUAACAAGCUCAAUGAUGUCGUAGCGAUGAUUGCAGAGGUUAGGAGCAUUGCUGAUUCGAUAGCGCCAUCAGCUGCCCAGAUUAGCAGGCCCAAUAGCGUGAUUUUCAAUUUGUAGAUUUGUUUCUCUUGUGCAUUUGGGAAUAUUAGUUUCCCUUUGCCAGGGCACAAUAGGAAACAUUUGCCCUCUAAGUUGAGAGCCCCCCUUUAUUUGGCUUUCCCCAUGAUAUGCCUUUUUGUUAAGGCUUCAACUACUGAUUCCUAUUGCUUCCUCCUCCUAUGUUAUUACACAAUAAUUGCAUACAACAUUUUAGUUUCUGGAAGGACGAAGGAUCGAACCGGAAUUUAUCACGUGUUUCAAAGAUGAUGAUGAUAUUUCAGAGCAGUCAGCAUUUUCGGGAUAA
Messenger RNA from Benincasa hispida (wax gourd), 1354 nucleotides. RefSeq lists its product as uncharacterized. Lineage: Eukaryota; Viridiplantae; Streptophyta; Magnoliopsida; Cucurbitales; Cucurbitaceae. The record is from RefSeq and is a predicted model, not a curated record.